Messenger RNA from Cetraspora pellucida, 1935 nucleotides. The record is from the annotation of a GenBank genome assembly. NCBI's taxonomy places the organism in Eukaryota, Fungi, Glomeromycota, Glomeromycetes, Diversisporales, Gigasporaceae.
AUGCCACCAACCAGAAGGCAAACCGCAAGAUCUUCGCAUCCAAGAGGUCGAGGGGUAUUACGUCGCCUUAUGGACCCUACGGAUCAAUCUGCAAGUAUAAUCGCAAAUACUUCUAAUUCUUCCGUUAACAUCAUUCCAAGUGCUUCGUCAUCUGUUUCACAACAAGCUCCGGAUCUUUCUGCUUGGACAGCCACACAAGUUGGUGGUCAAGUCAAGUUAUGUACAAUUCAUUCUGUAGUAGACUUGAAGACAGAAAAUGGUGAAGAAUUUGCAUUUAUAACUUAUACUGAUCAGUCUAUAGAACCAGAGUGGGAGCCUGUUAAAAAUCUCAGAAAUGCCGACGCAUUGAUUGAAAGAUGUAGACAGAGACAAGCUCAAGAAAGCUCGGCUUCAAAAUCAGUGAAAUUCUCUACUGACCUUACCAACACACGAGAAUUUUUAAAAUCAGAUACAGUACCUACAAUGCGUACAUUAAAUCCAGUGCAACUUGAUCCAAAACCAAAGCCAAUACUCAAAGCAGUUCAAAAAGUAGUAACAGACGCGUCUGAUCCAAUGCAAAUAGAUGAAGAUGAUGCUCUUACGGAACUAAAGCAAUGGAAAGGACCUUUAACCAAAGGGAAAAACAAUAAAUUCAUCGCGAACGUAGUGAUUAAGCAAGUUCCUGAAAGUUACCAGGAUGAGCACCUAUUUACUAUCCUUAAAAAUAUGAAUCAGAUGUGCAUGAUAAAUGUUAUACCUUCAUCAUACGCUUUACAAUUUGUUAUUAAAGACGACGUUCUGCAAAAUAUAUUGUCAAUGGAGUCGGAGAAGAACCCACAUUCGUAUGAUGCAUUUGGCAUAGAACAAAGACGGCUGAGGAUCGCUGUUUUCUUUUUGAAGGAGUAUGAAUUCGAAAAGAUUUGUUUAUUAGGAAUAGUUAAUUCAGAAAAUUUAUGCAACAAAAUGGGACUAAAUCCGACAUCUGAGCGUAUGCUUCUCAUUCCUUACAAUAUACCAGAACAAAAAGUACAAAAGAAUCGCAUGAGUUUACCGAAGCAACUUGCGUUAGGUAUUGAAAAGAUGGAUGAUAUUGAUUAUUUUAUGGCAGAAGUUAUGAUACAAGCAGAAGGUUAUGGCAAUAUCUUACCACGAAUAUGUGCCAAUAAUCCAAAAUUCACUAUAUAUGGGAACACACAACAUUCAAAUCACAAAACGAUAAUCUUUUGCAUGAAAGCGUUGAGCGGAAAAUAUUUUCCAAUAGAUUCGAUUGGUGACGAGACCUUAAACCUUGUUUUGGUCGAAGUUGUCUUGCUGAAUCAAUUAAAUUUUAUGCCAAAUUUAAUUCGAUUAAGGCAUAUGAAAAAAUGUCAAUUUUUUAUCUACGGUUAUGAUAUAAAAAGAUUACGACCAAUAAAAUUUGAAACAUAUUUUAUACCAGGUGGCCUUUUGGCCGUAUCAACAAAAGUAAUUACGACCGAACCUCAAUCUGUAGAAAGAAUCUUCAGAAUUGCACAAAUCAAUGGCGGAAAGUGGACAAUUUUAUUAAAUCCAAAAAUGAAAACUCAUCUUGACAAAAUAAUGGAUAAAAAUUACGGGACUUUUAAUGCAAAACUUAAUUCAGAAGAAAUCAAGUUCUUCGAAGAAGAUUCAUGGAAACAGCAACGACACGGUAAUAACGAAAUUGACACGCUUUAUUGGGCCUUAUUAAUUUCAUAUCGCGUUAUUGCGAUAAAUGAGAAUCCUCCUCGUCAUUGUGUACUUAUUAUCCACGAAGAUGAAAUACAACUUCCUCAUUCACAAAUUCCUGGUGUAGAAGUUUUGACAUUGAAAGAAUUUGAAAAGAAAUUUGACCAGCUAGAUGAUUCUAAUAAUAAUAGUCAAGACAGUGAACUUAUUAAUAUUGAUUUUGAAGAUUCAGAAGGAAUUAAAAGCCAAAAUAAUGUAUUGAAAUUAAAG